UCAUCCCGAGGUCCAUGCUGUAAUUGGCUCAAAUCGUGAAGCGGGGCAGUUCACACUCUCUCUUGGACACACGCCGCUUCUGACGUCUAUAUUGACCAGUUAACCGACAUGUCCUUUUCUUUAGAACCUAUAAACAUGAGCGCCUCUUUGGUGCUGCUGUGUGCUUUGUAGCUAAAGUCCUAGCUUCUUCGACAUGCUGUUGCGAAUUGGACGGCCUUCCUUACGAAUUUGUGGCAUCAAUAGUGCAAUCCCUUUUUUGUUCAUAGUCACCAUUCUAGUGCUGUUUUUCAUUAUGCACGGCGCCACCACCCUCGAUCCGGAGGCUACGGCGAGCUCAUCUCAUUUUAAAUAUACCACCGUGAAAGGGUAUUUCUUGCAAUCAGAAGACAACACGGAUUCUUCCAAAUUCGACUUUAAGAAGCAGAAUUUCGGCCUUAUCGAGAGGGAGUAUGAGGACCACCAUGGACAGAGACAUGAAGGGAUAUCCCAAUGGCAAAGAUUUGAAAGUUAUGUAAGGCAUUUGAAUGAGAAGAGUGAGGAUGGAGUUCGGUUUAAGGUGCUGCUUUUGGGGAGACAUGGUCAGGGAUGGCAUAAUGUUGCGGAGACGAAGUAUGGGACGGAGGCUUGGGAUUGCUAUUGGUCUAUGCUGGACGGCGCUGAUGGAAUCACGUGGUCGGAUGCAAAUCUCACGGGGAUAGGGAAGGGACAGGCGCAGGACGUUAACGACCUUUGGAAAGCGCUGUUGCCGAAGGGCAUUCCAGCACCAGAGACUUACUAUGUAAGUCCUCUGACCAGAACUAUAGAGACAGCGGAUGUCACCUUCAAAGGUCUGCGUCUUCCGGAUCAUAAACCUUAUAAGCCCAUCAUCAAAGAACUACUACGCGAAGCUAUUGGCGUCCAUACCUGUGACCGCCGCAGCACGGCCACAUACAUCCGCGAAUCGUUCCCACAUGUCGAACUCGAAGAGAAUUUCUCAGAAGAGGAUCGUCUCUGGAGUGCCGAUUAUCGAGAACCAAGCUCAGCCCGGAAGUAUCGACUUUCGAAACUCCUCGACGACGUUUUUGCACACGACAACGGAGCUUUUCUGUCGUUAACCAGCCACUCCGGAGCUAUUGCGAGUGUCUUGGAGGCCGUCGGCCAUCGAUCUUUCGACCUGGAAACGGGAGGAGUGAUCCCGGCCUUCGUAAAGGCAGAGAGGGUGCAUGGAGAGCGGGAGCGACCUCCCCAUGAACCUAGCGAAGGUCCACCGGCGUGUAAGCUCAAUCCCGCGGGCCUGCCGGAUUAAUUAUGCCCGCAUGAGGAGACUGCGAGCAUUUUCGCAU
Messenger RNA from Lindgomyces ingoldianus, 1322 nucleotides. Its product is annotated as phosphoglycerate mutase-like protein. The coding region runs from base 194 to 1285 and encodes 363 amino acids. Gene Ontology annotation, cellular component: cytoplasm. NCBI's taxonomy places the organism in Eukaryota, Fungi, Ascomycota, Dothideomycetes, Pleosporales, Lindgomycetaceae. Gene Ontology annotation, molecular function: phosphatase activity. The record is from RefSeq and is a predicted model, not a curated record. The transcript has 5 exons.